Helianthus annuus (common sunflower) is the source of this 2951-nucleotide messenger RNA. RefSeq lists its product as uncharacterized. The record is from RefSeq and is a predicted model, not a curated record. Gene Ontology annotation, biological process: chloroplast organization. Lineage: Eukaryota; Viridiplantae; Streptophyta; Magnoliopsida; Asterales; Asteraceae. The transcript has 10 exons. Gene Ontology annotation, cellular component: chloroplast outer membrane. Bases 347 to 2800 code for a protein of 817 amino acids.
UCAAGAACACAAAAGGCGCGAACUUUAUGCAAAUUGGGGCAUUUCACGUUACAUUAUUAUUAAAAAAACCCUUCAAAUUAUAUAAAAAAUUAGGAAAAUUCUUUUCGAUUUUCUGGACUCUUUCGAUUCAACGAGGAGAGUCCAGAAAAUGGGUCGCACGAUAAUGUGUUCAUCAAGUUUACAAUUAUUAUUCUUUUCAAUUUGAAUCUUCUUUUUCUUUGUAAUAUUUAAUUGGGUAUUUUUUCGGGAUUAAUUUGUUCAAUUGUCAACCAUUAGGGUUCUUGUUCAACCCAAGUACUACUGAACCCUAUGAUUUGACCCAAAAAGAUCGUUAAUUUCUGUUGCGAUGCGGCAUAAGUCGUUUGCAAUGGCAUGUUUCGGGUGUUUUUUCCAAAAGAAGUCUUCUCGAUCUCGGAAAGGGAAAAGUACCGUGGGGUCGAGUAAGAGUAUUCAGGGGACAAGUAAAAACCUUUCGGGGAAUAGUAAAAGAUCUCCGUCAUCAAAAAGGGCACGAGAAACCGAAAAUGCGGUGGUGCAAAAGUCACAUAACGCUGACAACUCUGACAGAAUGACUGAGCUUCGAAAGAAGAUCAUGAGUUUUAGAGAGUUGGUUGAUUUGCCUCCCUGUAUUGGUUCUUCAGGCGUUAUUGAGUUGGUGAAACACACAGUCAAAGAAUUGCAUAAAUUACACCCGGAUGUCGUGCAUUGUAUUUCGGUAUCAGAUUCAGGAGGAGCUAUGGAUAAGGCAAUCAAUGAGCUUUGUGCUGCUAUCAAGUCUCUCGGGAAGCAUUGGAUGCGUAAUGACGAAUGGAUGGUCAAAUCCAAAACAGACGAUGAAGUGAAUAGUGAUUUGGAAAAAUAUGUGUUGGCAUUGCUUGAUGACAUAAUUAAUGUGGCACGAGAGAAAAUGUAUAAUAAAAGGGAUACGAAUAAUAACAAAGAAAUGAAAGACAAUGUAGACUCACCUUCUAGUUCGAACGGGAAAUCUUCUUCAAUGUCUUAUCCGGACAAAGUACCUUCACCAACUUCAGUUCUCCGCGUGUUUUCAAAUAAUAAAUCUGCAAAGAUGGACCCUCAAGUAGCUGAAGGUGAUGAAGUGAAGAACAAAAUUGUGAAUCGUAAUGGCAAUGUGACGGUGCAGAUGGAGAUUUCACUACCGUCAUCAUCUUUAAAAUCAAUUGUGGAUUCGGAGAACGUACAGUUGAUUCCUGCAGGAGGGUUGCCAUCAACGUCUUCUGAGAGGCCAACGAUUUCAGCGGCAGUAGUGUCGUCGCCGUCACAACUAUUGGAUUCGGAAGCCAGUCAGUCGCAGUCACCACCUCAGCCAUGUGAGAAGUUGGAGAUUUCACCAGUUUCUAAGGAAACAGAAGAUGUGCCUUCACCAAAGAUGGCCACCAAUCUUCGUCCCCCACCACCUCCGCCACCAUUGCCGCCUCCGCCACUUCUCUCAGUGGUAGAAGGUGAUACUGAAACAACACCAGUGCCACCUCCACCUCCACCUCCACCGUCAAUGACCAUAAGUAAUACAACAUCAGUAUCACCUCCACCACCGCCACCUCCACCACCGCCACCACCGCCACCGCCACCGCCACCACCGCUGCCACCAGUAACAAGUAAUACAACAUCAUUGUCACCUCCACCGCCCUCAUUCACCGCAAGUAAUGUAUCGACACCGCCACCACCACCGCCACCACCGCCGCCUCUGUCGUCGUCAGACAAUGGCAAUGGCAUGCCAGUGGCACUAGGAUUGCCUCCACCACCGCCGCCAGCUCCAACAGCACAUGGAAGCAUUCCACCACCAGCUCCGACAGCAUGUGGAAACAUUCCACCACCACCACCACCUAUACCAUCAUCUAACGGAUCAGUUCCAACACCAAAACCAGUGCAAGAGGUCAAAGGGGGUGCUCCACCACCACCCCCUGGUGGUAGUAAUGGCGGCAAAUUGCUGCGUAAAUCAGUUAGCAAGUUAAAAAGAUCAUCUCAGAUGGGAUGCCUGUACCGCCAACUCAAAGCAAAGGUUGAAGGAUCAGGUACCAAAACUAGAACAUCGCAAAAGAAAGACAGUAAAGUUGUGCCUGCUUCUAGUGGUAAUGAAAAAAAGGGAAUGGCUGAUGCACUUGCAGAGAUUACAAGACGAUCAUCCUACUUUCAGCAAAUCGAAGAGGAUGUGAAAAAUUAUUCAAAUUCUAUCAAAGAGGUGCAAGUUGCAUUGAUAAAGUUUCAAACAACAGAUAUGGAUGAGCUCAUCAGCUUCCACAAAUACGUGGAAUCCCAUCUUGAGAAACUAUCCGAUGAAACGCAGGUUCUGGCAAGGUUCGAAGAUUUUCCUAGUAAGAAGUUGGAGGGAUUAAGAAUGGCUGCAGCGUUAUACUCCAAGUUAGAUGCGAUAGCCGAUACGUUGCAAAACUGGAAUAUAGAGCCACCAGUGAAUCAACUUCUUGAUAGAGUUGAGAAUUAUUUCAAUAAGAUCAAAGGAGAAUUGGACACAUUAGACCGAACGAAGGAUGAAGAAAUCAAGAAAUUUAAGAGCCAAAAAAUCCAUUUUGAUUUUGCUAUACUUACCAGAAUUAAAGAACUCAUGGUGGAUGUCUCCUCAAGCUGUAUGGAAUUGGCAUUAAAGGAAAGAAAAUUGGCAAGUGCGUCUAGAAAAAACGCGAAGAAGGUUAGUUCAGGGAAAACCCUUUGGAAGGCAUUCCAGUUUGCAUUUCGGGUCUAUUCAUUUGCUGGGGGACAAGAUGAUCGUGCUGAAAACUUAACAAGAGAGAUCGCACAACAAAUACAAGCCGACAAUAUGCAGUAGUAUUUUUUUUAAAUAAGAAAACAAAAACCUUAGUGACAUGUAUAUAUAGAGAGAACAAAUGCUUGCAGCACAACACUGAGUCAUUUAAGGCGCUUGAUCGCGCUCACUAUAAGAGUUUUGUGAUCAUCUAAUGUGUUACAUUAGGCUUAUA